Messenger RNA from Ectocarpus sp. CCAP 1310/34, 4486 nucleotides. The record is from the annotation of a GenBank genome assembly. Lineage: Eukaryota; Phaeophyceae; Ectocarpales; Ectocarpaceae.
UUGCUCUUGUCGUCUCUCUCACGUAGCAUCUUUCUCUCACCAUCGUUCGCCCUCGCUCUCGCGCGGGCGGGACGCCAUGGCCGACAAUGCACCGCCUUCCCAGAACGUCGACGAAGGGGGAGAGAUUGUCCUCAACAGGUUCUACGAUUUCCUGGCCAAGUUCACCUCCUCGGCAGAGGGCACCACGGACGGCACCGAUGGCGUGCAGCUGUACCGAGACUACCUGGCGCAGAUCGCGGCCAUGGUGGAGAACGAGAAGAACACGGUGUACGUCGACGUGCAACACGUGUUUGCGUACGACCAAGAGCUCGGAGAGGCUAUCGAGCUGGAGUAUCUACGGUUCAUGCCCUUCAUGAACAAAGCGCUCGCCCGCUUGGUGCAGGAGGAGUAUCCUCACUACGCCAACGACGCCGAUGAUCAGGACGCGCCGAAGGAGUUCUACGUGAGUUUCUUCAACCUCCCGCUGGUGGAGCGGGUGCGGCAGCUAAAGACCAACCGCAUCGGCCGCCUCGUGAGCGUGAGCGGCACCGUGACUCGCUCGACGGACGUGCGGCCGGAGCUGCUGCGGGGCACCUUCACCUGCCGGAAAUGUGGCCUGGUGUCGCCGGAUGUGGAGCAGCAGUACCAGUACACGGAGCCCACCAAGUGCAUCAACCCGGCGUGCCAGAACACGAGGGACUGGGAGCUAGACAUGCAGGCGAAGGAGCGUGUUCGUGGACUGGCAGCGGCUAAGGGUGCAAGAGAACGCAGACGAGAUUCCUCCGGGGAGCAUGCCGCGGUCGCUCGACGUCGUGCUUCGGGGGGAGGCCGUCGAGAAGGCCAAGGCCGGGGACAAGGUGAGACCGUGUUCACCGGCACGCUGAUCGUCGUGCCUGACUCGAGCGCUCUGGCGAGGGUAGGGGAGGCCACCGUGGGGGCGAAGCCGCCCGGCCGCAGGGGCGCGGAGGGGCCGGACGCGGGCGUGACCGGCCUCAAGAAGUUGGGCGUCAAGGAGCUCACCUACAGGACCGCGUUCCUCGCUAGCUCGGUCCUGCCGGCGGAGCAGGUGUCCGGCGGUUACAACAUCCGCGACGACAGCGAUGAGGCGGGGGCAGGGGCCGACGGGGCGGAAGAGCUGACGGAGGAGGAAGGGAGGGAGAUUCUCGAGAUGAAAAACAGCAGCAACAUCUACACCGACAUGGUCAAUAGUGUCGCGCCGACAGUCUUCGGUCACUCGGAGGUGAAGCGCGGUGUCCUGCUGAUGCUCCUGGGCGGGGUACACAAGAAGACGGCGGAGGGAAUCAAGCUGCGCGGGGACAUCAACGUCUGUAUCGUGGGCGAUCCCUCUACCGCCAAGAGCCAAUUCUUGAAGUACGUGCACGGCUUCCUGCCCCGCGCCAUCUUCACCUCCGGAAAGGCUUCGAGCGCGGCGGGUCUGACAGCGUCCGUCAUGAAGGACCAUGAGACGGGCGAGUUCUGCAUCGAAGCGGGAGCUCUCAUGCUCGCCGACAACGGCAUCUGCUGCAUCGACGAGUUCGACAAGAUGGACAUCGGGGACCAGGUGGCCAUCCACGAGGCGAUGGAGCAGCAGACGAUCUCCAUCACCAAGGCCGGCAUCCAGGCCACCCUCAACGCCCGGACGUCCAUCCUCGCCGCGGCCAACCCCCUGUACGGCCGCUACGACCGUUCCAAGACCCUCAAGGCGAACGUGCAGAUCAGCGCGCCCAUCAUGAGCCGUUUCGACCUGUUCUUCGUUGUGCUGGACGAGUGCGACGAGACCGCGGACUUCAACAUCGCGCAGCACAUCAUCCGCGUCCACCAGAACAAGGCGGAGGCCCUGGACCCUCCCUUCACGGCGAUGCAAAUGCAGCGCUACAUCCGCUUCGCUCGGAGGCUCAACCCGGCCAUCACCCCGGAGGGGCGUAAGACGAUGGUGGAGUGCUACCGGGCCCUCAGGGAGAACGACUGUGUUGGCCGCAACAAGACGGCUUACCGUAUCACCGUGAGGCAGCUGGAGUCCAUGAUCCGCCUCAGCGAGGCGCUGGCGAGGCUACACCUGGACGACCAGGUGCGGCCCCGCUACGUGAAAGAAGCGUUCCGCUUGCUCCGAAAGUCCAUCAUCCACGUGGAGGCGGAGGACAUCAUUCUCGAGGAGAGCGAAGAUGAGGAGGGUUUGGAGGAAGGAGACGAAGGGGUAGGGGCACCACGGGGAGAUGGCGACGAGGAGGACGGCCCGGGCGGGGGUGGCGGCGGCAACGGAGGGAGCAGAGAUGCCGAUGGCGGGGAUGAUGACGGCGGGGGCGGCGGCGGUGGGAGGGGCGGCGGAAAGGUCUCGAGAAGGAGUGGGAAGCGGAGGCGUGGCCGAACAGGAGGGGAGAAAGAAGGCGACGGCGAGGAUGGUGGUAGUGACGGCGGCGGGGGCGACGACGACGACGACGACGACGAAGACGACGAAGACGACGACGGGGUGGUGGACGAGGACGGCGGCUCUGAGCGGGCUAGCAAGAAGGCCAAUAAGAAGAAGAAGAAGAAGAAGAAGAAGAAGAAAAAGCAGAAGCAGCAGAUCACCUUCGAGCAGUACCAGAGGGAGGACCGAGCCAAGGAAGGGGAGGGGGGUGGGCUGCCUUGGGGAGAGGUGGUGUCAUGGUACUGCCACCAGCAUCAGCAGGAGCUCACCUCGGAGGAAGACCUGUCAAACAUGCAGAAGCUCGUCAACCAGGUGAUCAAGCGCCUCCUGACAAAGGACGGCCUUCUCAUCUACGACGGAGAGCCAGACGACGACGCCCCGGACGACGAGAAGCGCAUCGCUGUACACCCCAACUACGCCACCGGCUGACUGCUGUUGGGACACGCGCGCGCGCGCGCCCAGGGCUUCUCUCGCAUGUUUACUAUUAUCAAUAUUUUCUCCCCAAGCGGCAAUAGCUGGAAACAGCGCAGCUGGAUUGAUCUAAUCUAACUUUAGAUCGCUGCCUCCUUGGGUCAUGGUACUCCAAAAAGGCACGUUUUUGCGAGGAGGGCCGGGUGGCUUUGGUGCAUGGCUCCUCAGUUUCUCGACCAAAAGAGGCUGCAAAACCCGACUUGUUUCGAGAGAGAUUCGCCGCAUCUAUCUGUUGAUGUCUUGUGUGUAUCGUGCUCUGGUUCCAUUUUGGACUUAUAUCCUUCAGACAUGACUGUGCGCGUCCUCUGGCGGACUUAAUGAAAAUAAUGCAUUUGCUGGGACGCGUAGGUAUGACCAGGCGCCCUUCUCGGGUUCGAUUGUCGAACGGAUAUGUAGUGGCGCCUCACUUUUGGUAAAGACCGACAGGAUGUAAAUUUAGCCCCGAAGAACAUUGUAGAGUGUGUACCUGGUAAUUCUGCCGAAAAGCAAUUCUUGCGAACUGCUACAGUGGUGCACACACCCGCAAGCUGGUUUGGAGAGUUUGCGUUGUUAUGAAAGCUUGCACGCGUGCAUGUAGAUCGGUGCAGGGCAUCGUGUAGAAAGCAAGAAUUUCCUGAAGAACAGGGCGACCCGGAAUGAUGUGGUUGGGGGCACGGACAAACCACAAACGAUGCCGAUGCCGGCACGUCGAAUGUUUCAUUCUCACAACCUAGUAUCGCGUAGCAGACAAUGACCAAGCUUAACAACGCCGCAUGCAAGGCAUUUUCUGUCCAAGAAUCCGAGUCGUCUUCGUAGCUGCUUUCGGACGCAAAGGGCUUGAAUCAACAAACAAGAAACGCGGUCCAUCUAGCAUUUUUGAGGAGGGUGUUGUGUCCACGCCCAAGACCCGAUUUGGCUGCGGUCGAGUAUGCCGGGCGGCGUGCGGGGAGCCUUAUAUACCCUUCGGGGGACCUUGCGUGUGUGCGUUUUCUCAAAUUGAAUCGACCGCGCGACAUAACCAGUUGCCAGACGAAAGGGUUCGGGGUCAGCCAGGCACGCAACACCACCACCAUAUUUUCCAGGUCGUGGGCUCCCCUGACGCGAGUGCUAGUGCUUGGGAGUGUCGGGGAGGAAGGAGACUGGAUGCGUGUGCAGUGAACAGGAAACAUUGUUGCAUCUUGACUAGCCAGCCUGAGCACCUGCCUUCCUGCUAGUGCAUAUGCAUAGACAGUGCCACAAAUCACGUCUGUAUAGAUUGCGCCUUCACGCCUCGCUCAAGUUGAGCACGCUAGCCCGAUGAGAUGUUCAUCUUGAGAUCCGUCACUCAAAACCCUAGUUGUUAAUUUGGUGAACACGCGGCACGAACAACAACGAAACAAGACAGAUACUGACAUAUUUGGUCGGAGAGAACAUCGAGUACACACCUGCCUGCUACCAGGCUGUGACCACUGCUUAGCAUCCCGACACGCACAACUCAACAACACAAAGAAACAACGACAACCAACAAGGACCCACCCGUUCCGAGAAGGCUUUCGCAUUAUGCCGCCUCUCCACCUUUCUCCUUCUCCGCAUACACUAUUAUGCAUCGAAUCAUCAAAAUAAUGAGGUCACGCGUCGUCCCCUAUGACCGACACCCCCCCCUCACCCCCC